UUCGUGAAAUGGACUUGGACAUUUGCAAUAUGCUGACGUCACCAGAAGGUCUGCAGGAUUGGUUCACGGAGUUCGAUGGUUGGGUAUGCAGGUUCAAUGCCAGCUUCAGGUUGUCAAGGUCGCUUCCAAGACUUCAUGAAAACGCCGAUCAAGCUCAAAAAUGCCAAAACUGUGCCAAGGAACAGAAUACUGAAAAUAAACAUGAAAUGCAGCCAAGUUCUGAAAACAUAAUCGUGAAAACACAGCCAAGUACUGAAAAUCCAACAUUCCACGAAUUAAUUGUAAAUGGACUUCUAAUUGCACAGAAAAGGAAAGAUAAGAUAAAAAAUAAGACAGAUUUUUUGAAUAUUUUCAAAGGGAAUGAUGAUUUUACGCACUACGAUUACGUAUUGCUGUCAAAUGUGAAGGAAAAUGGGAGGAAACAUUUUUAUAAAUAUAUAUUACGGUCUAAGAUUUGAUUAUUUUGU
Molecule: messenger RNA, 467 nt
Organism: Cydia amplana
Lineage: Eukaryota; Metazoa; Arthropoda; Insecta; Lepidoptera; Tortricidae
Exons: 3
Coding region: 9-458 (149 amino acids)
Source: RefSeq, a predicted model, not a curated record